AUGGAAAUCGAGGCGGAUCGGCGCCGCAAGAUGGGAGAGGCGAUGCGGCAGCAGUAUUACGUCGUACGCGAGGAGACGAGCGAGGUGCGCAAGGGCCGUGUGAUUGGCAUCGACCUCGGCACCACCAAUAGUUGUAUCGCGUACAUCGAUGACAAGACGAAGAAACCCAAGAUUAUCCCCUCACCGACCGGAUCGUGGGUUUUUCCGACCGCCGUGACCUUUGAUAAGAACCAUCAGGUGCGUAUGUUUGCCGAGGAAGCGAGGGCGUGUGUACGGGCGAGCGCCAGCGCGACGCUUUGCAGUGGCAAGCGGCUUAUUGGGCGCAGCUUUGGGGAGCUGGGGCGGGUGCGCGCGGAGAUGAACAAGACCAACAUUCUUGCCACGAGUGAGAAAGGGGAUAUCACGAUCGAGAUUAUGGGUCGCUCGUAUACCGUGGUGCACAUCAUCGCGAUGUUCUUGCGGUAUCUCAAAAAUGAGGCCGAGAAAUACUUGAAGGAGCCGGUGAACAUCGCCGUGGUCAGCGUUCCUGCCUAUUUCACGCCCCAACAGAAAGUCGCGACGGAGGACGCGGCCCUCUGCGCUGGCUUCGAUGUAUUGGAAAUCAUUGAUGAGCCCUCGGCCGCCUGCUUGACGCAUACCGUACUAAGCCAGAUGCGUGAGGAGCCCGACGCGUCGCCGGAGCGAUCGGCCAAGCGGUAUCAAUAUUCCUUCGUGUUCGACCUUGGUGGGGGGACGCUGGACUGUGCGAUUAUGGAGCACGACACGUACCGAAAGAGAUUCACGCUUCUGGCUACCCAUGGGGAUCCAAUGCUUGGCGGCAACGACUGGGAUGACGCCAUUUCCCAACAUUUCGCGCAGAUGUUCGAGAAGAAAUGGCGGGUCUCCAUCGAGGUGGAAGGGGGUAAUGUGGGGCAGGAGGUGUCCACCUAUCGCCACCUCCUCCUCGAGGCGGAGAAGGCCAAGGUGCACUUCUCCCACUCGGAGGAGACGUACUACGGCUACAACCGCGCCUUUCAUUUCUCCGAACAACUGCGGGAUAUCCUCCCAUUGGAGGCGACCUUAACACACGCCGAGUACGUCGCCCUGACGCGCCCUCUGCGGGAGCGCUGCCUGAAUUGUGUGAACAAACUCUUCGAGCACACGCGGCUUAAACCGGAGGAUAUCGAUAGGAUCCUCUUGGUCGGCGCCAUGACGCGCGACCCCCCGAUUCGCCACAUGUUAACGGAAUACCUCGGCCGCCCGAUCGCGAAGGAGGAGACGUGCCCGGCGGACUACGCCGUCGCCAUCGGCGCCAGCAUCCGUGCGGGGAUGUUGCAGGGCUCCUUCCCCGAGCUUACCGCGAACACGCGCUUCGUAUCCGGUACGGUGCAGUCGCUACGUCAGGGAAGUUUCCUUCGACGCAUGUGGGGUCGCUUCCGGUACUGGACGAGUUCGGUGAAUCCGAAUGCCAUCGGGCAGCGCUGGCGCGGUCGCGCCAGGGGAUUGACCGACGAGGAAAUUGAAAUCUACGCGAAGGAAUUGGUUGAGUUUGAGGCCGCGUGCAACCGCCGCUUGCUGUUGGAGCGGGCUGAAGACGAGGCGAAUACCGUGAUGCGGCGCGUUUCCGCGGAUUCCAACCGAAGGCAAGGGAUGCAGGAACGACGCAUCGUCCAGCUCACGGAGCAGCUCAAAUUUUGGCAAUAUAUGGUGCAUAACUUUCACGACCAUGAGGAGGAGCUUCAACGGACCGUGGAUGAGCUUCGUGCGGCCUUGGACGAACUGGAGGGUAACGCAGUUGACAACGUGAAUGGCAUCACCGAGGCCGGUACCAUUGAUUUCACGAAAAUCCUCAAUAAAACCCUGAGGACGAGCCAUACCGGCGAGAAGAGCGACCAGAAAUCCCCUCCUGCGGACUCCUCUUCGACAUCCCACCUCGCCAAGGACGACGAGGGGGAUUCUCGACCGGCGGCAAUGCCGGAUGUGGGAGCACCCCCUACGGGCUCUUCGGCCGCUUCUCCUGCGGAGAAUUCCCCGUCGGAUUCCCCGCUAGACUCCAAAGCUCCUCCGCCAAAGCUCGUGCGAUGCACCGUUCCCUUGCCGAAGUCGAGCACGGCGGCUGCGGAGCUGGUGGAGGCCGGCCACCCCGUCCUCGUCCACGCACCGGAUAAUGUUCGCAUAACGGAGGCCACGCGGGCGUCGUUUUUGGAAAAUCUCGUGGAGGAGCGCGCGUGGCGGGAGCCCCCACGACCCCCAGGUGAGGAGGGCUCUUGGGUGGAUGUGAAGAACGCGUUGGAUGCGGGUGAGGUUGUCGGGGCGCCGGCCCCAAUUGAGGAACCAUCACGCCCCAUUUCGCUGAAUGAAAUGCUCGAGAAGCUGAAGCAAAUUCAGCCUAUUGACGACCCCCCAUCCGAGGAGCAUGCCCGCGCACGCGAUCAUGCCGUUAGUUUACAGACGAUCACCAUUUUGAAGGGUGAGGUCAGCAUCGAUGAGGUGGAGGACCGAAUCAUAGGGGAGCAGCGCCAGAUGAAGAAGAUGCAAGAAGGGCAGUGGACAAAUAGGGAUCUAAAGGCCGAUGUUUCAGCUUGUCUAGAUUCGUAG
Messenger RNA from Phytomonas sp. EM1, 2577 nucleotides. Lineage: Eukaryota; Euglenozoa; Kinetoplastea; Trypanosomatida; Trypanosomatidae. The record is from the annotation of a GenBank genome assembly.